AUGCCACCCACUCUGUAUCAUGUUCCUCGCACCAUCUCGUCGCCUCUGGUGCAACUGAUUCUUGAAUUGGACUUGAUCGAUCAAGGCGCGAUAGUAGUACAGGAAAUGUCAUUUGCCGAUCUCAAGAAACCCGAACACUUGGCCAUUAACACCAUGGGCACAUCGCCGGCAUUUCAAUGCACUCAAAUGGGACUCUGCAUGUGGGAAAGCGGUGCUAUUUUGGACUAUCUCUUGGAACGUCACGACACGGACUACCAGUUCCAUCCUCCUCCUACCACACCCACAUCGACACCGGACGAAAUUCGACUCCGAACCAAGUAUCUCCAACUCAAGCAAUUCAUUAUUGCAACGGUCUAUCCGUUUAUUGCCAGCAUGUACAUUCAUGCUCUCACUCAUGGUCAAAAUCUAGACGAAGAAUACAUGGCCGCGGCCAAACAAAAGUGUCAUGCGUGCAUGGGACCGGCAUUGGCCACGGCACUGGGCGAUAAACCCUACUUUUUGGGAGACAACAUUUCGGUCAUUGACUUGUUGGCCGCCAAACCGUUGGGCAAUGCCCACGCAUUGGGAUUGAUUGCCGAGGAGGCACCAACGUUGGUGGAUUUGUUGGAGCGCAUCCAGGCUCGUCCCACCUAUAGAAUGGCAUACGAAGGUUUGGCCAAGCGUCACGAACAGGCGCUUGCAGAGUCUGUCGUAGAAGUGGAAGAACCCAAUGACCAAGAGUUGGUUUUGGUGCCCAAGAAAAAGCGCAAUCCAAAACAAGCCAAGGAAGCUACUCUCAAAAAGAAACGAUUCAGUUGGGCCCUGCGAGGAAGAUCCUCAUCGAUUGAAAAUGAAGUGGAGUGUUAG
Messenger RNA from Seminavis robusta, 846 nucleotides. The record is from the annotation of a GenBank genome assembly. NCBI's taxonomy places the organism in Eukaryota, Bacillariophyta, Bacillariophyceae, Naviculales, Naviculaceae.